Notolabrus celidotus (New Zealand spotty) is the source of this 3015-nucleotide messenger RNA. It is a transcript of the gene klhl12, whose product is annotated as kelch-like family member 12. The coding region runs from base 471 to 2165 and encodes 564 amino acids. The record is from RefSeq and is a predicted model, not a curated record. Gene Ontology annotation, molecular function: protein binding. Lineage: Eukaryota; Metazoa; Chordata; Actinopteri; Labriformes; Labridae. The transcript is spliced from 15 exons.
GUGUGUUUGUGUGUGUGUGUGUGUGCGCGCGUGUGAGUGUACGGUAUGUGACAUGAGGUACAUUCAAUGCCAGAGCAGGUGUUACGGCGACAUCUGUCACCCCUCAGAUUUGAUGUGUCACAGCCAUAGACUGUAUGGUCACAGCUAAAAGAAGACAGCAGCAACGUGUGCAAAGGGCAGUGAAGGAGAUGUCAGGUCAAGCAGCCAGAAGAACUCGUUGGAUUUGGAUGAAGAGAAAUAAUCCCAAAACAAAGUUCCUCCUCGAAGUGAAAGGGACAGCGGAUAUCCGGACCAUGGGGUUGUGACGGGAAAUCAGGCAGCCUCAGCUACGCUGUGGAGACGGACCAGCGAGAGCGCGCGGAAGGCAUCUUGAUUCUGGAACGCUACGCGCAUGCCCGGGACUGGAAGCGUGCACGCACCACGUACAAUCCUGGAGUAGUUUGAGAUCCUUGAAAGACUCUCAAGGCAGCAUGGCUCCCAAGGACAUCAUGACCAACUCACAUGCUAAAUCCAUCCUCAAUGCAAUGAACUCACUCCGCAAGAGCAACACGCUCUGUGAUAUCACUCUGAGGGUGGAGAACACAGAUUUCCCGGCUCAUCGUAUCGUCUUAGCUGCCUGCAGUGAUUACUUUUGUGCCAUGUUUACCAGCGAGCUUGCAGAGAAGGGGAAAUCUUUUGUUGACAUCCAGGGGCUGACUGCAUCGACGAUGGAAAUCCUGCUGGACUUUGUCUACACAGAGACCGUGUUAGUCACCGUGGAGAACGUACAAGAGCUGCUCCCUGCUGCUUGCCUGCUGCAGCUCAAAGGGGUGAAAAGAGCGUGUUGUGAUUUUUUGGAGAGUCAGCUCGAUCCCACCAACUGUUUGGGUAUUCGGGACUUUGCUGAGACUCACAACUGCUUGGACCUGAUGCAGGCUGCUGAGCUCUUCUCCCAGAAGCAUUUCUCCGAGGUGGUUCAGCAUGAAGAGUUCAUGCUGCUCAGCCAGACAGAAGUGGAAAAGCUCAUAAAAUGUGAUGAAAUCCAGGUGGACUCAGAGGAGCCUGUGUUUGAAGCCGUGUUGAACUGGGUCAAACACAACCGAAAGGAGCGAGAACCCUAUCUGUCAGACAUGCUGGAGUUUGUCCGAUUACCACUCCUGACCCCCCGCUACAUUACAGAUGUCAUUGAUGCCGAGCCCCUCAUACGGUGUAGCCUGCCAUGUCGAGACCUCGUUGAUGAAGCCAAGAAAUUCCACUUAAGACCCGAGCUGAGGAGUGAGAUGCAGGGCCCGCGCACACAAGCAAGAUUAGGUGCCAAAGAAGUCCUGUUAGUAAUAGGAGGGUUCGGCAGCCAGCAGUCACCGAUAGACAUAGUCGAGAAAUAUGAUCCAAAAACACAAGAAUGGAGCUUCCUUCCUAACAUCGCAAGAAAAAGGCGCUACGUCGCUACAGUCUCACUCCACGAUCGAGUUUAUGUGAUCGGAGGCUACGACGGUCGCUCGAGGCUCAGCUCUGUGGAGUGUCUGGACUACACGGCAGACGAGGACGGAGUGUGGUACACCGUCGCCACCAUGAAUGUAAGACGUGGCCUCGCUGGAGCCACAACACUCGGAGAUAUGAUUUACGUCGCUGGGGGUUUCGAUGGCAGCCGGCGUCACACGAGCAUGGAGCGAUAUGACCCGAACAUUGACCAGUGGAGCAUGCUGGGAGAUAUGCAGACAGCCAGAGAAGGGGCAGGUUUAGUGGUGGCUAGUGGACUCAUAUACUGUCUAGGUGGAUACGACGGACUAAAUAUCCUGAACUCAGUGGAGCGGUACGACCCACACACAGGCCACUGGACGAGUGUGACCCCCAUGGCCACCAAGCGGUCAGGAGCUGGCGUGGCUUUACUGAAUGAUCACAUCUACGUAGUGGGAGGCUUUGAUGGAGUGUCACAUCUGGACUCUGUGGAAGUUUACAACAUCAGAACAGACUACUGGACCACAGUCGCCAGUAUGACCACUCCGAGGUGUUAUGUAGGAGCGACAGUUCUCCGAGGACGUCUCUACGCCAUCGCUGGCUAUGAUGGGAACUCUCUCCUCAGCAGUAUCGAAUGUUACGACCCGGUGAUCGACUCCUGGGAGGUUGUCACGUCCAUGGCAACGCAGCGGUGUGACGCCGGAGUCUGCGUUCUACGAGAAAAGUGAUCUUUGCCAAGAAGAAGAAGAACCUCAAGAAGAACCACAGACAGAAGAACAGGCAGCUAGACUUUGCUAAAAUGCCACUAAAACAGAGCCACAGAGGGGGAUGUUUGCUCGCCAGUAUGCAAAUAAAAGGUACUCUGAAAAUGAAGUGCAGCCGUUUGAAACGCCUCCUCUGCAGGAUGGUUGAACCUCAACGCUAAGACUGUGCAACAGAGAUUCAGCUUCACCCCGGUAGAUGUCAUCUCAAAAGAGGCCUCCAAGGAGCCCACCAUCACAUGCAUGACUCUCUUCGGUGGUACUUGUUGCUGUCGUUACCUGUGAGAUUAUUUUUUCAGUUUGUCUUCAAAGUGCAAUAUAUUUCUACUCAUCAUGAGGAAAGUAUAAGAAGGAGCCGAUGUAGACUCCGGUUGCUGCUAUUCGCCUUAUGACUUUGGCCUACAUUGAACAUCCACGCUGCCAAUCAUUGAUAGUGACAGUACAUUGGCUUCUUAUCGAGUGUACUCUUUGGCAUUGCGAGGUCAUUAAUGGGUCAGUAAUUCAGCCCUUUUUGUAAUUCUUCCUGUAAACUGUGCUUUUAGAUUUAAAUCACUUUAUCAUAAAAGUUUAAUUCUUAUUGUUGCUCUCAGAAUAUAUAUUUAGAGAUAAAUAUCGUUUUAGAAAAAUGACUGAAUUGUAACAGUUGAUUCUUUGUCCUUCCAUUCAGCACAAAUGCUAAAUCGCAAAGUAUUAAGUAUGAGGUGCAUGUGAUUUGAUUUCACAUUUCUCAGCUUAUGGAUUUGGACAUGAAUGUUAGGACACAAAGUCAUGACAUCACUGUUGCCUGGGAAGUGAAUAAACACACUGAGAAUUGAAA